UACUUGGGUAAGGUAAUCUGAAAAUUGUACUUUGAAGAGGCAUCUUCUUUCAAGUAAGGGUACCACAUGAUGUAAUUCGUUCCCCAGAUAUUGUUGAUGAGGUUGAAUGCGAAACCCUGGUCCACAUCUGGCUGCUCCAUGGGGGUAGGAAACGGAGUGGGAGCUCCAACACACAGCAGACUAGUAUCUUGGGCAUAGAAACUGGGACCAUUAGUGUACGUGAUACCCCAGUCACUGCCGUGGAGGUGCUUACUCCCAUUCUUCAUCACGUCCAGUACACUAACGUAUUCUCCCAGCUUGCUCACCAGCAUGGCGGACGGGUUCUGGACGAGUGGGUUGAAGACAAGCGAGAGAGAUUCGGGGAUCCUGGUGGCAGUCUUGUUCGUGAGAUAGACUGUUAGGUUAAGAGUGAGGGGCUCAGCGGUUGACAGGGUCUUGGGUAGUGCUACCUGUGUCCAGAACUCUUCUGCACCUCCGAAAUCUACUGUUACUUCUUUGGAGUCAAACACAGAGCGAAGAAGGAGGGUGCAUGUGUCUCUGUCUUCCCUGUACCAGAGGCUGGUGGGCUGCGGAUGAACUGAUAGCCUUACAGUACCGUUCCAGCCUGGUUUGCCAAAGUCCUGACGGGCAAACGAAGGUCGCGAGUCGUACAAAUACUCACUGAAAAACGUAUCGUAAUCUUGAGAUACGAAGGUCUGGUAUAAGAUUGCGGCUAGUUGGUGAAGGUUACUGUCGGCAUACGACACAGGCUUUGACGGUUGACGCACAUCCUCCAGAUGCACAAUACCACCAGUCCUAUUAGAAAACUGAACCUCGAGCCCACCACAUUGCACAACCUCAGAGAUAUUCUCCAGCAACUUGUAUCCCGUGACAUCAAUAGUACCACCGAACCUCAUGGCAGCCACUGAACUCUCUAUCUCAGCUCUAAGCGGGUGGUCUCCUAGCAGGUCCACUGGAAAUGUAUUCCCCCAGAGUCUCUGCUCAAUCCACGAGUUUGUCACAUCGACAAAUUUGGGGUCAGUGUGCUGCAGGGAGUGGAACUUAUCAUUCUCCCAGUUGGUGGUGUCAUUGAGAAAUCUCUUAAUGUCCUUGCCCCACGUGUGCUCUCCACUCUUUAGCAGCAUUGUUGAGAAUGCCACAAACCUCGCGUCAUUCAUCGAGCACGCUCCACUCUCGAGACAUUUGCUGCGCAGUCUCAUAGCUUCCCGAGUCACGGCAGUUUUCCACGGAUCGGAGGCUACUCCCUGUAUCCACGUGUCUCCUAUCUCACCACUGUACACUGGCAGACCAGACUUGUACUUUACUAGUUCACUGACAAAUUGAUCGUAGCCAGAUGCUACUACUCUAGCACCGGGGAACAGUUCGUGGAGCGUGGCAUAGUUCCUCAGAACCUCAAGAGCACUCGGAGGACCACUGUUGUCACCACGAAUGGCAAAAGCUAGAGCGACGGGCAUCCCGGGAACUGUGACCACACUGUCGAGACUUGGUCCAUUUUGACCCCCGUAGCCAUGGGGGUGCCACAUGGCGACCACCUCGGUCUGGGAGACAGGGUCCUGCCAGCGGAAGACAGACGGUACCACCGGUGGCAUUGAAACUGUGUUGACUCCCACUGUGAUGGCCUGAACACCGUUGGAGACUAGGAGAGGGAUGACAGAACGUGUCAUGCCCGGGACAUCCCGCUGACUCAUCGUGAUCGUGGAGUUGCGUCCAAACAGUUUGUCCAGCUGAUGAGUAAGUUGGAAACCAAAACUUGCCAGGGAAGAGUCGUAAAACUCCACCUCUGAGUUGAACGGGAAGGCGUGCCAGGUGAUGUGGCCGCUCUUGACGGCCGCCGUGAAAUUCUGCACGGCCUGACUGCCGGGGCAGUGGAGGCCCAGCUCGGGGUAGCAGUUGAGGUAGAGCCAGACGAGAAACGGGUGAGUGGUAAAGACAAGCGUCUCUGACAGCCCGGCCUGUUGCAGUUGAUCCACAAUCUUCGGGACGGCCGGGAAAUAGGUGUCGAAGUACUCGUUGACGAUGUUGGCUGCCGUAUUGGCGAACCCCACGUCCAGGUGGCAGGAGGAGACCAGGUACACCGUGGUGAUGUUGGUGGUUGAUGGGUCGUUUGCUGGCUUGGUAAAGACUGCACAGCAAUAGCUGACGAGGUAGGCAAAGAAGACCAUAUAAAGGAGGCUUCCCAUCUUCUUUACACUAUGCCACGUUCGUGGGGAACAGAAACUGCGUCGGUGUAUUACAACCAUGCAGCCGUGAGGGCGGGGCUCAUUGGACACGCAUGAGUAUGAGGUCACUUACAAUUUACGGACGGAGUUUACGGAUAUUUUGUUUUUUGCGCGAGACAGAGCAGACAGUGCCUUGAGAUGGCUGGAAGAAUGGCUGCCUGGGGGACGAAAGUCGUGUCAAAAACGACAUCAGGAACCCUUGCGCUGUCGAGGGUGGCUCAGCCUCACCUACAGACGUUUUGGGGACAUGCGAGAGUGGAGUUAGUGCCGCCUACACCGUCACAAUGGCCAGCCAUUCGACAGGGUUUUGGCAAUCUGUUCAACUCCACUCUGUCUGGCAAGUUCUUGGACUGCAGUGUCAAGGAAGCAACCAGGAACAGUCUGGUGGCCGUGGAGAUUGCCUGCUGGUUCUAUGUCGGGGAGAUGAUCGGGAGAAAGAGCAUCAUUGGCUACAAAGUCUGACAGCUACGAACCCACUGCAGACUUUCGCCGUCUAGUCCACAAUAUCUACAUAGCCCAUGUCUGUUAUCAGGUGUUUAGUUUGAGAUUAUAUUUAAUGGAAAUACGAGCAUAAAGAACCAA
Messenger RNA from Geodia barretti, 2801 nucleotides. NCBI's taxonomy places the organism in Eukaryota, Metazoa, Porifera, Demospongiae, Tetractinellida, Geodiidae. The record is from the annotation of a GenBank genome assembly.